GUCGGAGCCCGGCCCGGGGGGCGGGGCCUGCGGCGGGAGCGGAGCGAGCGGCCCGGCGGGAGAUCGAGCAUGAGCGGCGGGGAGGGCUGCGGCGUGUGAGGGGCCGGGCGGGGUCCGCUCCCUGAGGAGCGAUGGGGCCCGGCAGUCGAGGCAGGGGCCGCGGGGCAGAGGUUGUGGGGCGGCCCUGGGGCGGCGGGGGCCGUGCACUGCCCGGCGGCCCCGCGGCUCGGUGGCGGGCCCCGCGUCGCCAUCUCCUGCCGCUGCUCUUGCUGCUCCUGCUGGCCGCGGGGGCUGAGAGCCAGGCGAGCCCCAGCUCCGACCCGCUCGGCGUGGGCUCCCCCGCAGGCCCCGGCCUCAGCCUCUACAUGAGCGAGGAGGAGGUGCGCAGGCUGAUCGGUCUUGAUGCAGAGCUAUAUUAUGUGAGGAAUGAUCUUAUUAAUCACUACGCAUUGUCCUUCAAUCUGUUAAUACCCAGUGAGACCAACAGUCUUCAUUUCAGUUGGCAUGCUAAAUCCAAGGUUGAAUAUAAACUGGGAUUUCAGGUAGAUAAUGCAAUGGCUAUAGAUAUGCCUCAGACUAAUAUUUCUGUUCAAGGAGAAGUCCCUCGUGCUUUAUCAGAUGCACUGAGAUAUGUGAUAAACAAAUUCUGCUUUCUGAAACAUGCUAAACAAAGGAAAAUCAAACACGUGUUUCGUGUUGAACUCUCCUGCACAGGCAGACUAGAUUCUGAGGUUACAAUAUUAAUGCAGCUCAACUUAACAAUAAAUUCCUCAAAAAAUAUCACAGUCUUAAAUUUCAAACGAAGGAAAAUGUGCUACAAAAAAUUUGAACAAGAAGUAAAAACUCCAACAUCUGACAAAAACAGCAGCAAAGCUAUUUUUGAUCCUGUAAAUGCCGCUCCCACCACUUCUACCCGUGUGUUUUAUAUCAGUGUAGGGGUUUGCUGUGCUGUUAUAUUCCUGGUGGCAAUAAUAUUAGCUGUCUUGCAUCUUCAUAGUAUGAAAAGAAUAGAGUUGGAUGACAGCAUUAGUGACAGCAGCAGCUCACAAGGUUUAUCUCAGCCCUCUACACAGACGACACAGUACCUGAGAGCUGACACCCCUAACAAUGCCACACCAGUAACCAGCUCCUCAGGUUAUCCUACAUUACGUAUAGAGAAGAAUGAUCUUAAAAGCGUCACCUUGAUGGAGGCAAAAGCUAAAGUGAAGGACAUAGCAAUCUCCAGAGAGAGGAUAACUCUAAAAGAUGUACUCCAAGAAGGCACCUUUGGACGCAUUUUCCAUGGAAUUUUAAUAGAGGAAAAAGACCCCAGUAAAGAGAAACAAGUUUUUGUCAAAACAGUCAAAGAUCAAGCCUCAGAAGUGCAAGUGACAAUGAUGCUGACAGAAAGCUGUAAACUCCGAGGCCUUCAUCACAGGAACCUGCUCCCUAUCACCCAUGUCAGUAUAGAAGAUGGGGAGAAACCCAUGGUGCUGCUGCCUUUCAUGAACUGGGGGAACCUUAAGCUGUUCCUGCGCCAGUGCAAGUUAGUAGAGGCCAACAAUCCUCAGGCAAUUUCCCAGCAGGAUCUUGUUCAUAUGGCUAUUCAGAUUGCCUGUGGAAUGAGUUAUUUAGCAAGAAGGGAGGUCAUUCACAAAGACCUGGCUGCUAGAAACUGUGUCAUUGAUGAUGCACUUCAGGUCAAGAUUACAGACAAUGCGCUAUCCCGAGACCUAUUCCCCAUGGACUAUCAUUGUCUGGGAGAUAAUGAAAACAGGCCAGUGCGGUGGAUGGCUCUUGAAAGCUUGGUUAACAAUGAAUUUUCCAGUGCUAGUGAUGUGUGGGCAUUUGGAGUAACACUGUGGGAGCUGAUGACUUUGGGGCAGACUCCAUAUGUGGAUAUUGACCCUUUUGAGAUGGCUGCAUAUCUAAAGGAUGGAUACAGAAUAGCUCAGCCAAUCAACUGCCCUGAUGAACUGUUUGCUGUGAUGGCCUGUUGUUGGGCCCUAGAUCCUGAGGAAAGACCCAAAUUCCAGCAGCUAGUGCAAUGUCUAACGGAAUUCCAUGCAGCUCUGGGAGCCUAUGUCUGAAGCUUCAGGCAUGGAUUCCAUAUGCUACUUGGGAAGGGACAGUGCAUACACGUCCAGCGCCAUGCAUCACUUGGGCCUACUCACGCACUACGUGUAUAAAGCAACGCCAACGGGAGAAAGCACUUCUUCCAAAACACUGUGCCUUAGAAUGCUUUUGUAGCCUGACUUUUUUGUAAGACCUCUUGAUGUUGAGAAUUUUCUAGAUAUCACUUUUGCUAAGUUAAAUUGAGACAGUUUUAUUUGCCACCAGGUUUUCUAAAAUAUUAGUGAUAGUGAACUUGAACACAAGAGUUGGACGGACUUUUGCACUGUUACAACAGACACAGAGUUGUUUUUUUAAAGGUUAUUUUAGAGCUGGUAGGAAAAGUGGGAAAUUAUGCAAACAACAUUGCAGAGACUUUUCCCAUUUAGAAACUGAAAUUUUCUGACCAGCUCUAGUGCUUGAUUUUGUAUUUAUCUGGAAUAGCUUUUUAGUAUCAACUGCUUUUCUUUUGAGACGAUGGCACAAAAACAUUGGGUCCAUAAGUGGCAUCUUAUUUUUUAACCCAUUCUUCAUCAACGGUUCUUGGAAAAGCUGGUCUUCAAGAUGCAAUAUCAUCUUUCUAAGACAAUAAGCAAUGUAAAAGAGAUUCCAGUUUACCUCAUACAGAGUGGUAAGGAUCGGACUGAAUGGAGCCUGUUCUUGCAAAUGAAAGGCUGACAUGAUUUAAGAUAGUUCCAAAUGCUAAGUAGAGGCCUUCAGAGAAGCACCAAAAUAGCCCUUAUUUGGGUGCCUUUCACCUCAGAUUUCUAGAUUGCAGUUUCUCUUGCUGAAAAGGUACUGGUUGUUUUUAGGGUUUUUAUGGCCUGAAAUGGGCUUAAAUACAUAAAUAUAUAUUUGUAAAGACACACACUUGCAGAGUAAAGAAUGUUUUUCUAUUAUAA
Messenger RNA from Chrysemys picta bellii (western painted turtle), 2993 nucleotides. It is a transcript of the gene RYK, whose product is annotated as receptor like tyrosine kinase. Gene Ontology annotation, molecular function: ATP binding; protein kinase activity. Gene Ontology annotation, biological process: protein phosphorylation; axonogenesis; multicellular organism development. The record is from RefSeq and is a predicted model, not a curated record. Gene Ontology annotation, cellular component: plasma membrane; signaling receptor complex. Lineage: Eukaryota; Metazoa; Chordata; Testudines; Emydidae.